This is a messenger RNA of Anastrepha obliqua, 624 nucleotides long. Its product is annotated as INO80 complex subunit C. The record is from RefSeq and is a predicted model, not a curated record. Gene Ontology annotation, cellular component: Ino80 complex. Gene Ontology annotation, biological process: chromatin remodeling. The transcript is spliced from 2 exons. Bases 108 to 452 code for a protein of 114 amino acids. Lineage: Eukaryota; Metazoa; Arthropoda; Insecta; Diptera; Tephritidae.
CCUUCUAGAAACAUGUAAUAUUUAGUGCUCUUUCAAAUCAUCUAUCUAUAAACCAGAAAAAUUGUAAACUUGUGUUGAAUAUAUAAAUAUGCCCUAAAUGUGUCGAUAUGUCCGAAGAACCGCCAAAAAUACGUUUUAAAAAUACGCAAUAUAGCUAUAUUGAGCUAGGUGGAAAGAAACACAUAUUCAAAUCACUGAAACAAAUACUUUCUGUGGAGAAGACACAACAGUGGCCAGAGGGAACAAUGUCUUAUUCGGCGUUUAAUGCUCCACCCUCUUUGCGGCCACCUAAAAAGUAUUCGGACAUUUCCGGUUUGAUUGCACCGUACAUUGAUCCGCACACCAAGCUACGCUACGCCAACUCUGAAGAAUAUACCAUUGUAAAGACACUACCAUCUGAUAUUGUCGCUGGUUACUUAGCAUUGCGUGGUGCGAGCAGUAUUGUGGGCUAAAAUUUAUAGAAUUUAAAUAUAUUAUAUCUGCAUAAUGAUUAGAUUAAAUAGAAAUGUUAAGCUACUGUUUAAGAAACAAUCAUACGUAUUUGCAAAACUAGAAUGUAUCUGAAGACAGAUCGAAGCUCAAGAAUAUUCCAAAAUAUAUACAUUUGCUACUAUCAAAAUCAAA